Molecule: messenger RNA, 1687 nt
Organism: Hibiscus syriacus
Lineage: Eukaryota; Viridiplantae; Streptophyta; Magnoliopsida; Malvales; Malvaceae
Product: AT-rich interactive domain-containing protein 5-like
Exons: 14
Coding region: 240-1472 (410 amino acids)
Biological process (GO): regulation of transcription by RNA polymerase II
Cellular component (GO): nucleus
Molecular function (GO): DNA binding
Source: RefSeq, a predicted model, not a curated record
ACUGGGUUUUGUUUGUUUGUUUCAAUUCAUUUAUUAUUAUUAGUAUUACGGUAAUAAGGUAGAAGACCCAAGCAGCCAAGCCAAGCCAAGCCAAGCCGCGUGUGGCAUAAAAGGAAAGAGACUUUGUAUUUGGUAGCUAAGUUGGCAGUGGCGAGCGAAUCCAAAUCAGAAUUCAAUAAUUCCAGCCUCAGGUGAAAAGUGUAACCGUUGAACUGUACAGGAGAAUCUAUAUAAGCAAGAUGGGAGAUACCGAAAUGUUGGAACAACAGCUGCCCGAGGAUUCUCAAGUUAACCUUGCUGAUACUGCUUUCCAACAACAACAGCCCUCAAACCCCACUGAGGAUCAAAAUGCCAAUGAAACAAUAGCUGAUGAGACUCUGACCAUGCCCACUGAUGUUGACAUGACUGAUACUCCACAUUUGCCUGAUGCUCCUCCUGCUGAUGCUUCUCCUGCUGAACCACCAGAGAAGAAAAGCAAUGGAGACGCUGCUCCCCUUCUUUCUACACCUAAAUCUGAACCCGAGAGGGUGGAGAAGCCAAGGAGUUGGUUGCUGGAUCCUGAGAUGGUUGAGGCCGAUGAAGCUGGAACACUAGAGGAGCGAGCAGCAUUUAUGAAGGAGCUGGAAAGUUUCUAUAAGGAUAGGUCAUUGGAAUUCAAGCCUCCUAAAUUUUAUGGAGAACCGCUAAACUGCCUUAAGUUGUGGAGAGCAGUUAUUAAAUUGGGCGGCUAUGAUGUGGUGACUGCAUCAAAGUUAUGGCGGCAAGUGGGAGAGUCUUUCAACCCCCCAAAGACCUGCACAACUGUCUCUUGGACAUUCCGCAUUUUCUAUGAGAAGGCACUAUUAGAAUACGAAAAGUAUAAAAGGGAGAAUGGUGAGAUUCAACUUCCUGCUUCCCCACUGCCUCAUGCAAGUGGUGAAAAGGAGUCAAGUGGCUUCCUUCCGGGGUCAGGAAGGGCACGCAGGGAUGCUGCGGCUCGUGCCAUGCAGGGUUGGCAUGCUCAACGUUCUGUUGGAUAUGGAGAGGUUACCGAGCCUAUCAUUAAGGAUAAGAUCUCGAGUCCUACUCUGAAGCGUGAAAGACAUCUCAAAAACAUUGGUUUGCAGAAGCAGAAGACACCAAUAAACAUGGAAUCUGGACAUGAAUCAGAUAAGCAACUGGUCACCGAGAUUGUUGAUGCGGGAACCCCUGCUGAUUGGGUGAAGAUCAAUGUCCGUGAAACUAAGGAUUGCUUUGAGGUAUAUGCUCUGGUCCCUGGACUCCUGCGUGAGGAGGUAAGAGUUCAAUCAGAUCCUGCUGGACGGUUGGUUAUAACAGGUGAACCAGAGCAUGUUGACAAUCCUUGGGGUAUCUCCCCCUUUAAGAAGGUAGUGACCUUACCGGCGAGAAUCGAUCCACUGCAGACAUCCGCUGUUGUUAGCUUGCAUGGUCGACUCUUUGUCCGUGUCCCUUUUGAGCAGGGAUCAAUGUGAGCCUCAUCAUGUUUAGAUUAGGUGGCUUUGGCCAGACUCGUUUUAGGAGAAAUGUAACUAUAAGUAAACUUGGUACUGUUGAAUUAGUUGUAAUUUUCCCUGUGGAUUUCUAUGUCUAAGAAUGUUGGAACUGGUUGGGAAAAAAAACUGAUGGAAAGGGAAGAUUGAAAUCUCAUCAAAAAUAAAAUAGUGAAGGUCAAUGGAGAUUUAGCAAA